GCUCUUCUCCCGCCCUGUGUAACUACGUGCUUGGUUGUGAGUUCCCCCGGUGGAGAGCGUCGAGAACAACGGAGCUGACAGCGGCACCUCCAGUCAAGGGGAAGAUGGAGACCAGGGAUUCGGACUUCAAUAUAUUGUUAGCCACUGAUUCGUACAAGGUCACGCAUUAUAAACAGUACCCACCGAACACUAGUAAAGUGUACUCCUACUUCGAAUGCCGUGAGAAGAAGACGGAUCCCACCAAGACCCGGAAGGUUAAAUAUGACAAAACCGUCUUCUAUGGCUUGCAGUACAUUCUUCACAAAUACUUAAAAGGGAAGGUCAUCACCCCUGAGAGGAUUCAGGAGGCAAGGGAGGUGUACCGAGAACACUUUCAAGACGAUGUGUUCAAUGAGAAAGGCUGGAACUACAUACUUGAGAAGUAUGAUGGCCAUCUGCCCAUCGAGAUCAAGGCUGUGCCGGAGGGAAGUGUGAUUCCACGUGGAAAUGUCCUCUUCACCGUGGAGAGCACGGAUCCUGAAUGCUACUGGCUCACCAAUUGGGUAGAGACCAUCCUGGUUCAGAGCUGGUAUCCCAUCACGGUUGCAACGAACUCCCGUGAGCAGAAGAAGAUCCUGGCCAAGCAUCUCAUGGAAACGUCAGGAACUUUGGAGGGACUGGAGUACAAGCUGCAUGACUUUGGCUACAGAGGAGUUUCAUCACAAGAGACUGCAGGUAUUGGCGCCUCGGCACACUUGGUUAACUUCAAAGGAACGGACACGGUGGCUGGGAUUGUAGUUGUUAAAAAGUACUAUGGCACCAAAGACCCAGUGCCCGGAUUUUCUGUACCAGCUGCAGAACACAGCACAAUCACAGCGUGGGGUAAAGACCACGAGAAGGAUGCCUUUGAGCACAUUGUGAAGCAGUUCCCCUCGGUUCCCGUGUCCAUAGUCAGUGACAGCUAUGACAUCUAUAACGCCUGCGAGAAGAUCUGGGGCGAGGACCUGAGGGAGCUGGUGGAGAAACGGAGUGCGGAUGCUCCUCUACUAGUGCGCCCGGACUCGGGGAACCCGCUACACACUGUACUGAAGGUCUUGGAGAUUUUAGGCAAGAAAUUUCCUCCUGUCGAGAACUCCAAGGGCUACAAGGUGCUUCCUCCCUACAUUCGGGUCAUUCAGGGCGAUGGUGUGGACAUCAAUACUCUGCAGGAGAUAGUGGAGGGGAUGAAGGAGCACAGGUGGAGCAUCGAAAACAUCGCGUUCGGAUCAGGAGGCGCGCUUCUGCAGAAGCUCACCCGAGAUCUUCUUAACUGCUCCUUCAAGUGCAGCUACGUGGUGACGAACGGAUUGGGGGUAAAUGUCUUCAAAGACCCUGUAGCAGACCCUAACAAGAGGUCAAAGAAAGGUCGCCUGUCUCUGCAUAUGACACCGGGAGGAGAUUAUGUGACCCUAGAGGAGGGGAAGGGUGAGCUAGAGGAGUAUGGAGAGGAUCUGCUGCACACAGUCUUCCGUAACGGGAAGAUAGUAAAGACCUACACCUUUGACGAGGUCAGAGACAAUGCCAGGCUCAAGCAGAGUGAAGUGGAGGAGCUGCUUCACUGAGACGCCAAAAAGCUUCUUUCCUCCCAUCCCAAACACACCCACUCCUUUUCCCCCUCCCUCCUUUAAAACCUCUUAACUCCACAAGGAUGGAGAUGUUUUUAAAAAAAAAAAAAAAAAAAGCCCCAGCA
Ictalurus punctatus (channel catfish) is the source of this 1708-nucleotide messenger RNA. It is a transcript of the gene nampt1, whose product is annotated as nicotinamide phosphoribosyltransferase 1. The coding region runs from base 105 to 1580 and encodes 491 amino acids. The record is from RefSeq and is a predicted model, not a curated record. Gene Ontology annotation, molecular function: nicotinamide phosphoribosyltransferase activity. Lineage: Eukaryota; Metazoa; Chordata; Actinopteri; Siluriformes; Ictaluridae. The transcript is spliced from 11 exons. Gene Ontology annotation, biological process: NAD+ biosynthetic process.